CGUAAACAAAUUUCCAACGUUGUCCCACCUAUAUAUUUUUGUGAUGUGAUGGUGAAGCCGAAGUCAGCCAGGACUAGUCUAAGGCAGGAGCUAACAACAGAACAGGGUCAGGGAGCCCAGGAGCUCACCGUGUAUUUACCCAUACUCACGGGACUAGGGUACAUUAUGAUGCUGAUCAGGAAUAUAUCUGGGAGUCUUCAAGGUUGAACCAUCUGAAAGAAUUCACACUUGAAUCUCUGUUACCAUCCUAGAGAGAAACUUAGCCAUCAUGUCACAGACAUUUCGAGAGAAGAUUCGUCAACGUCGUCGAGACUUGAGAGAGAACACUAUGGAUUCUACCCAGCUAGCUGAUACAUCAGCAACACCAGGGCGGGGAAGCAGACACGAGGAUAUUUCUGCGGAUGAUGGUGGUGUUGAUGAUGUAGAAGAAAUGCCAGCUGAUCCAAUUGAAGAGAUUCAUCAAGCUGAAUCUUUGAUGGAGAAACUUACUCAAGACAGGGAAUCAAAGAAGAAAGAGCUUUUUGAAUCCUUAGAGCCUGCUGAUGAAGAGCAAGAGAAGAAGAAAGAAACCAAACCCAAGAGAAGAACUGAGAUACCAACCAUCCAAGAAACAGGAGAGGAAGAAGAACCAGAUGAAGAUACUAAACCAAAGAAGAAGAAAAAGGGGAAGAAACCAGACAUGGCAGCUGCAGUUCUAGCAGCAAAGGCCGGGGUUGAAACGGGUAAAGUCCCUUCUACAAUGAAUGCUACUAUCAGGGAAAGAAUUAGAAAGAAAAUGGCAGAAGCAAAGGAGAAAGCUGAAGAAUCAAUGAAGGAUGAAGUAGCAAAGGAUCCUGAUAAAGAUCUACCAGCUAGGAGACUUAGAGGUCUUAGAGCAAGGGAUAUGGCUACUAGGUUUGAUGAACCAUCAUUGCUAACCAAGGAGGAGAUUGAAGAAGAUAAGAUGUUGAAUGAAUCUAUCAUCGCUAAAGAGAAAUGGAGAGAAUCAUUCAAGAAAGUUAAAGCAAAGCAAGCAGCUCUGCCAACAGAAGAAGAAGCUUUUGACUUCUUCACACGUAGCUAUGAUCCUGAACCAGAGAGUAGAGAGAUUGUUUCAGAGCCAACCUCCGAUGAUCAACCUGGACCCAGUACAUCUAGAGGAACAGGAAAGAAAGGAAAGAGUAAAGAUGAUGAUGAUGAGGAGGAGGGGGGCAAGGAGAGCACACCAUUAUUAUCAGAAGUGUUUGUUGAUAGGGAUAUGUGGAAGUUACAACCUACACAGCUGGUUCCAGCAGAGUAUGUACCUCUAGGAGUGAGAGAGAAGAAGGAGGAAGGAUAUUUCUUUGUACCAAGCAUCAAAACAGUUCCAUCUGAUCAGAAGGUUCCAGAGAACACCCAACCAAGAUAUUUAGAAGAUGAGGGAUUCUAUGUAGGAGUGAGACCUGAUGUAUCUCAGAGAAACCAGAAUAUCAUGGAACAUCGGCUACUACAGAGAUCUGAUAAGGGUAAAGGAUGGUUUGGAGAAGAUGGUCGUAUCAUCGCCUUACCAGAUCCUGUCAAAGAUACACCUACAAGACCAAGGGUUGUAGCAAAUGAAGAGAGAGAACCUGAAUUACAAACUGUCUUUAGAAAGGCCAUGAUUGCAGAUACUACGAACCAGGGAUUAGACUUUGAUUCAGGUUUAGGAGAUAGACAGUACCAGAUUGAUAUUGAUAUCAAUACAUUAGUAUUCACACAUCAUCCAUACUUCAGCAAGGAACAUGUCCUGGAAUCCAAGCUAAGACAACUCUAUGAUCAAUACCUCAGGAGAAAACAGAAAGAUAUGGCUCAAUAUCUCACAGACAAGCUUCAAGCAUUGAAGUCAGCAGUGGCUAGUUUAAAAGAGCAGUUGAACUCAGUGAACAUGCAAGAAACAAUUCAAUUGGAUACGAUGCAGAAAGUCAAAGAUUAUAAGGUUGAAAUCAGACAAACAAGAAGACUGAGGGAUUAUGAGCUACAACAUGAUAGACAACUGAUGAAACAAAUACUGAAAACAUGGAGAGAUAUCAAGAAACUUAGAGAGAAAGAUAACUGCAUCAAUACUGCUGUUAAGCUCAGCGUUAGAAAAGAAGAAGCUAAUGCUUCUGAAGAUGAGGCUAUUUGGAAGCGGGAGAUUGAAGAUGAGAUUGAUGAGCAAAGAGAAGAUCAUGAUGAUGAUUAUCAGCUUCAGAUUGAUCGAUACAGAGCUACUCUACAGGAAUGGAAGCAAGAGAAUAAAGCAAAGAAGAAGAGUAAGAAGAAGAAGAAAAAGAGUGGAUCUCAGGAGAAUCUAACAGAGACAGGUCAGAAUGAAGAAGAUGAAGAAGAAGAGAAACCUAAACCAAUUAAACCAUCAUUCAAGUUUGAUGAGGAUGAAUCAAGGGAUCGUAUCAAAGAAAAGAUGACUCAAAUUAGACGUAAACCAGGAGAGACGAUCCUUCAUCUUGAAGUGAGUAACACAGCUGUUAUUACUCCAACACAAGACUGUAGUAGACAAGAACAACAAAGACGCAAUGACAUGCAGAGAUAUAGAUGUUUCAUCAAAGUUCUUAUCAAUGACAAAGAAGUCUCAAGAACAACUACAAAAUCUUUAACUUCAGAUUUCACCAUUCACUUUGGUAACAUCUUUAAUGUUGAGAUUGUUCACUGGCCAGAGUCUAUCAGUAUCCAGUUGUUUGAGACAGGAAUUCUGAGUAACAAUCAUCUAGCAAACGUCUUCCUGAAUGCACCUAACACACAGAUGACAUCAGAUAAGGUUCAUGUUGACCAGUUUGAGUUUAGUAGUGACCAGAAAGUGGAUUUUGACCACAGUGCAGUCGGCAGUGGUAUUACAUUCUCUAUAGGUGAUGGUGAUGAGGCACAAGACUACAAUCUAUUGACAUCAGGUAGUGUCUAUGCCAGUGUAGCUUGGGGUCUAGCUGAUGAUGGCUUGCCCCUCAUACCACCAGCGAUAUCAACAAACACCAAUGCUUUGAGCUCUAUGAAGGAAGUAGAUGCCUUAGCUGCUAUUGGAGCAACCGGUAUCAUUGAUAAUAAAAAGCUUGCUAAAUGGCUGAUGGAAGCAAGACUAGACCCCAAUGAUCCUGCUAACUCAUUCCUCCUACAGAUGAUAAAGAACGAUCGGAACAAGAUUGAAAGUAAGGAGUAUUUUAGGCUAGAGCAGCUUCAACAAGAGUUUGACUUUGUGACAGAUGAGGAACUGGAGACAAACAGAAGAUUCCGGCUUCUUCAGCUUAGAGAGAAAGAGGUUGAAGACUUCAGGAAUUACAAGAUGGUUCCUGCUAUAGAGAAAGAGAUUGCUGAAAACUUCUUUGAAGCUUACGAACUGAAAUUAGAGCAAGAGGAACAAGGAUUAAUAGAUGAAGAUAUGGAUGCUAGGCGAGCACAGGUUGCUAAGUUUAUAGCACAGAUUCGCAAGCGUGUGAUACAAAGGUAUCGAGCUGCUCAGCAUCGCUAUACACUCCAAGAUAUCGUCAAUGAAAGCUUAGUUCCUGACGUAAGUCUACUUGGGGACACCUUAGUGAAGUUGGUUGAGCCAAGACGUCCUCUCAAACCUCAACGUAAAGAACGUAAAACAGUGACAGCACAGAACCUAACAGCUCAAUCUGUUAAUAUCCUUAUUAACAUUGAAAGAGCGUUUGAAAUACCUACAAGGAAACCAGAUCCUAAACUUCCUGGUCAGAAUGCAGAGGUACGUCCAUUUGUUGAGGUUGUAUUUCAACAGACUACCAAACAGACAUGUGUUGCUGAGGGUGCUAAUCCAAACUGGAAUGAAGAAUUAGCUCUGCCAUUCAAAGCUCCUAAUAAUGACUACUCAGCAAGCAAUCUACAGACUGUAAGAGAUGUGAUCUAUAUGAAUUUAUUUGAUGAGGUUGUAAUUGAUCUUCUUCAAGAUGAUCGUGAUAGGACUACUAACAUUCAUCAAAGACUUGAGAAACGAUGGUUAGGAAGCCUAAGUAUACCAUUCUCAACAGUCUACUUUCAGGGAAAGGUUGCAGGAGCAAUCCGUGUUGAAGCACCAUCGUCUCUCCUUGGUUAUGAGCGAACCAGAGAGAGUGCUGGUAGAGGAGCAGCAAACGCUACAUAUCUAUCUGUAUUCAUUACUGUAGAACCACCUCUUGCCCCUCCUGAACUAUUCAGAGAAAAGUUUGAGACAUUAGAGGAUGAUCAACUGUUGAACCAAGCAGAACUUCUUCAAGCUCAAGUCUCAUCAAAGUUUCCCAAGAGGCAGAUAACAUCUUCAGUGAUUGAUAUGAAUGGUAACUCGGUGUUCGUCUGCCGAUACUUCAAGUCGUUGGCGCCUCCACCGGUCCUUAUGGAAGGCGAUAACCAGGUUGAGAUUUGUGAGAGGAUAGCUCGGUAUGUAUCUCUGAUUCCAUCUAUCUCUGAUAGUGUUUUAUUCCCAGGAGUAUGUAACAUCUGGAGUACAUGUCAGCAAUUUCUUCAAAUGAUGCAAGGCGAUGAAGAAGAGCAUGCUGUUCUUCUUGUUAAUUACUUCCUUCAUCUUGGCAAGAAAGCAUGGUUAAUCCUAGGGACGGCAAUCCCUGAAGGACCAACGGCUUAUGCCCUCUCAGAGGAAGGUGAUGGUCAGUAUUGGAUAUGGAAUCCUUCUACUGGAGAACAUUACAAAUCUACUGAUAGCUUCUGCCCUCUCAAGAGUGUAGAGUGCCUCAUUAAUGAAGAUAAUCUGUGGGCCAAUAUUCAGAUACAGGAAGAGACUAGUCGUCUGAACUUUGAUGUGAAGAAAUCAAUGGCAUGGAAACCACUCUUCAACAGCAGCUUCCCUCGUCCUGCUCUAUCAAGUAUGCAGGAGGAAUCCUUAGAAUAUGAGCAGACGAUACUUGAUGACGUUGUUGAUUUACAGAAUAAGAUUGAGAAGAAACUUCGUUCAUGUAUAAUGGAAUGGAGACCUCGUCACAUCACACGAUGGAACCGUCAUGUCAUUCAUACGUUCAGAGAUAUCCUCAAGAAACUAGAGUAUACACCUAACCUACUUGACAAUGAGAAUCCCAAUCUCAAAUCAAUACUGGAAUCAUACAAUCUGUGUGGGUUUCCUCUUCACAUGUCGUAUACUGACAUCAAGUCAAUUGUUGAUAAGGUCCGUAGUACUGGAGUCCAUAAGAAUGAAUCAAAUGAUGUUGAGUAUGCACUGGCUGUCCAUAUUCACCCUUACCCAAACCAUAUCCUAUCUGUAUGGAUCUAUCUAGCUUCAGUGACAAGAAGAAGAUGAUCAUUGUCCCAAACCAUAUCCUAUCUGUAUGGAUCUAUCUAGCUUCAGUGACAAGAAGAAGAUGAUCAUUGUCCCAAACCAUAUCCUAUCUAUAUGGAUCUAUCUAGCUUCAGUGACAAGAAGAAGAUGAUCAUUGUCCCAAACCAUAUCCUAUCUGUAUGGAUCUAUCUAGCUUCAGUGACAAGAAGAAGAUGAUCAUCGUAACGAAUGACUCCAAUUGAGCCUUGACGAAACUACCCAUAAAGGGAUCCACAGUGUUUGAUGUUGAGUUUGUGUUUGCCAGAUUCUUUCCAUUUAAAUCUAUAUAGCAAGAUGAUGAUCAUAAUGAUAUUAUAAUUGAGCUUUGAUUUGCAGAGCUCUCUGACCAACAGCCAUUAUAUCAUUGGAUGCAUGAUUCUGCAAGCCUUUAUAUCAUUGGAUGCAUGAAUCUGCAAGCCAUUAUAUCAUUGGAUGCAUGAAUCUGCAAGCCAUUAUAUCAUUGGAUGCAUGAUUCUGCAAGCCAUUAUAUCAUUGGAUGCAUGAUUCUGCAAGCCAUUAUAUCAUUGGAUGCAUGAUUCUGCAAGCCAUUAUAUCAUUGGAUGCAUGAUUCUGCAAGCCUUUAUAUCAUUUGGAUGCAUGUAUCUGCAAGAUGACAAUUAUAACAAAUGAUUUCAAAUUUAGAUGAAAUAUGAUCUUACCAUGUUAUUAUAUUAUAUUCUGAACACUAUUUGAGCCAUGAUUGAAAUGGAUAAUACAAUUCUUACAGCAGAUGUUUCCUCUUUCCAAUGUCUUUGAGCCACAAUCUGUCCAUACCUGGUCCAAGAAGAAUACAAUAAUUGAAAUUGGAUGGUUCUGUGUUUAGUUAGGAAUGUCUUGAAGCCACCUCACACCAUAUUUUGGAAUAAAACGAAGUAGACUUUAAUGCUAAUAAAUGGAAUAUCUUACUGGGUAAUGUUCUAAAUUAUUGUACGAAUACCUAUGUUCAAAUCUGUGACUAUGCUAUCAUCC
This is a messenger RNA of Lytechinus variegatus (green sea urchin), 6214 nucleotides long. RefSeq names its product coiled-coil and C2 domain-containing protein 2A-like. Lineage: Eukaryota; Metazoa; Echinodermata; Echinoidea; Temnopleuroida; Toxopneustidae. Gene Ontology annotation, biological process: non-motile cilium assembly; protein localization to ciliary transition zone. The record is from RefSeq and is a predicted model, not a curated record. Gene Ontology annotation, cellular component: ciliary transition zone. The transcript is spliced from 37 exons. Bases 269 to 5227 code for a protein of 1652 amino acids.